Messenger RNA from Syngnathoides biaculeatus (alligator pipefish), 3120 nucleotides. It is a transcript of the gene stam2, whose product is annotated as signal transducing adaptor molecule (SH3 domain and ITAM motif) 2. Gene Ontology annotation, molecular function: phosphatidylinositol binding; ubiquitin binding. Lineage: Eukaryota; Metazoa; Chordata; Actinopteri; Syngnathiformes; Syngnathidae. Gene Ontology annotation, biological process: signal transduction. Gene Ontology annotation, cellular component: endocytic vesicle. The record is from RefSeq and is a predicted model, not a curated record. The transcript has 14 exons. Bases 150 to 1700 code for a protein of 516 amino acids.
CCGGGGACAACUAAGUUUCCGGAAGUGCAUACCAACCACUCUAACUUUAACUGGACAAGGAAGCGACGUUUAUUCAGCUUCCUUUUUCAUUUUAGUGGCCUGACAAGCACACUUUUCCACCUUGGAUACUUUUGAAAAAUCUCUUUGUCAUGCCUUUGUUCGCUCAAAACCCCUUUGACCAAGAUGUGGAGAAGGCAACAAAUGAAACCAACACAACAGACGACUGGGGGCUCAUUAUGGACAUCUGUGAUAGGAUUGGAACUACACCCAAUGGAGCCAAAGACAGCCUAAGAUCCAUCAUGAGGAGAGUCAACCACAAAGUGCCUCAUGUGGCCAUGCAGGCCUUGAAUUUGCUGGGCGCUUGUGUGUCCAACUGCGGCAAAAUCUUCCACUUGGAGAUCUGCUCCCGGGAGUUUGCAGGUGAAGUGCGCAGCGUGCUGAGCAGGUCGCACCCCAAGGUUUGCGAGAAGCUGAAGGCACAGAUGGUGGAGUGGGCUGAUGACUUCCAGAAGGAUCCUCAGCUCAGCCUGAUUGGUGCCACCAUCAAGUCGCUGAAAGAAGAAGGCAUUACCUUCCCAUCAGUGACCUCGCAGCAGGGGGCCGGUGUGAAGGUCAGCAACACUCCCGCUGUGGUCAAAGCGGCGGAUAACGACGACGAUCUAGCAAAAGCCAUUGAGCUGUCCUUGCAGGAGCAGAAACAGCAGACGGAGUUACGCCCCCCCACUCUUCUGGCCGAUCCCCCCAGCUACGCGAACAGUGAAGGCAACGGUCUGCCGCAGGACGCGCGCAAAGUCCGAGCGCUGUACGACUUUGAGGCGGCGGAGGACAAUGAGCUAACCUUCAAAGCCGGAGAACUCAUCCUGGUGUUGGAUGACAGUGAUCCAAACUGGUGGAAAGGGGAGAACCACCGGGGCCUGGGUCUGUUCCCAUCCAAUUUUGUCACCACAAACCUCAACAGUGAUCCGGAAACAGUGUCUGUUGUGGAGAAAGUGGUCAGUGCAGAGGAAUUUGUCGAACCAAAAAUUGAGCCUGAACCCAUCUUCAUUGAUGAGGGGAAGAUGGACAGAACGUUGGCGCUCCUGCAGAACGCUGAUCCGGCAGAUCCUACACCAGACUCCUCUGAGCUGAUUCAUUUGGAGGGCGCUUGCGAGCAGAUGAACCCCAUGAUUGACGAGAAGCUGCAGGAGAUUGACAGGAAGCAUUCAGAGUUGUCGGAGCUAAACAUGAAGGUCUUGGAAGCUCUGGAGCUCUACAACAAGCUCAUGAACGAGGCGCCGCUGUACCAGGCCUACUCGAAGAUGGCUCAGUUUGGACCCGUGCCGCCACCAGCCGCUUUGCAGGGUUACCUGGGCCAAGCCACCACUACCGCCGCCGCUGGCCCCUACCUGCCAGCGGUGAUGCCCCAGCCACAGGCCUACAGUUUGCCCGGCGACCAGCCGGGGGCGCUGCAUUCUCUGCCCAAUAGCAGCCAAGCGUUGCCACCAACCUACAUGAGCAGCGGCGUCACCUCCCAUCCUCAUCAUCACUACAUAAACCAGGCAGCCGGUGGCAGCACCUACCCGCAGAUGCCCGUCGACAUGUCGGGCUACCACAGCGGUGCCGCGCCGCCCGUGUCUUACACUGCCCCUGCCCCUCCUCCCGUCCUCGCCACACAACACCAACAGCCACAAGGGGCGUAUUUCCAGCAGCCCCUCCUCUAAACGCCACAGUAGGUUGUGCUGUUGUGCGCGCAUGUCUGUGUGCGCAUGCCUUGCGUGUCCCGAUGACUACUUUUGCGUAAAAUGCCCCCCAUGGCAAGAAUGGGCACGUGUGUUUAAAUGUCCCCCACGGCAAGGAUGGACAUGCCUGCUUUCCCCACUUCCUGCCUUUUAAUACCGUCAUCAUUUUUAAUCGUCAGCGUGAAGAAGUGGUUGAAGUGCACCUGCACAUUUUCAAUCACCAGGAGCCACUUUCACAUCUCCCAAUUAAAGCUGAUGUGAAGCCCCUUUCACCCCGCCUGACAAAUCCAGGAAAAGGAUUUUUCCACCGUGCUGCUGCUGUUAAAGUUGAUCUGCGAAAUGUUCCAGCUUCUUACAUGAAUUGGUAUCAGAAGCCCCUUUCACACCGCCAAUCAGUCCAUCAAAGCUGAAGAAAAUUAUUUUUAUGUCACUGUUUUGUGUGAAAGAUAGGAACACGGAUACGGUGUGGGGGGUGAAGUACACCUGCUUAUUUUCCAGUUACCGACCCGAGGGUUAGGAAUCAUGUGUCCCGUCACUGGGCCCAAUCUGUGUGUAAAGUUACCUGCACCGCAAAGAAGAGUGUUGAAGUGGACCUAAAUGUUCUAGUCUAACAUCAGUAACAGAAGCACCUUUCACACUGCCCAUGAAAGCAAGGUUUUACCCUGUUACUGUUUUAUCUAUGCUAUAUUUGAGGAACUGUAGGGUUGAAGAAGUAGCAAAUUUUCCAGCUUUCCAUGUUGUGCAUCUACCAUUUCCAAGUAGUUCGAUGGGUAUGUCUAAUUGCCUUUCAGAUGACUUACUUGCCUGUCAAAGUGGGAAUUUUCCCAUCUUUUUCCCCCUCUUUCUCACAAUACUGCGUGAAAGGUACCAAUACAGAACACGGGCCGUUGAAAUGGACCCACAGUUGUUUAAGCUUCUGACGUGGUGUCAUCCAUUUUAUGGUACGUCAACGUCGCUAUUCUGCAACCACCACUUCCUGGGUUUGUAGGCUGCGAAGCCCCUUUCACACGGGGAAGGAGCUUUUUCCUUGUCCCUUUUAAUAUGUGUGAGGUAGCAAUGCUGAAUUGAGGAGUUGGGCGCACCACGUUUUUCACUGCUUUUCCACCCCAUGUCGUCGUAUUUAAAAAGAAACACACAGUUGUCGACAUUUUAUGUCGACAACUAUUUCCCGCCCUGGGAAAAAUCAACUGUCGCCCAUUUUGUACUCCCCGAGUGGGGCGCUCCUCUCCUGUAUAGUGACUCGCUUCUUUUUAUGUAUAUUUUCCAUGUACAGUCGCACCUUAGCAAUGUCCACUUGUAUUUACCACUGGAUGCCUUGUUCACCUGCGUAUCGACACAAGCCUUACGCAGGUGCGCUGCUACUGCUUGUGUGUGAUUAAAAAUAAUAAAUGUAUAUAUUCCA